Molecule: messenger RNA, 2295 nt
Organism: Lathyrus oleraceus (garden pea)
Lineage: Eukaryota; Viridiplantae; Streptophyta; Magnoliopsida; Fabales; Fabaceae
Exons: 7
Coding region: 1-2295 (764 amino acids)
Source: RefSeq, a predicted model, not a curated record
AUGACUAUGAUUAUAGAGUUAUUAAAAGAUGUGUUUGUUGAUGCCAAGAUUCCUGUUUCGUUCUAUGAGGCUAAGAAAAUCAUCAACAAACUUCGUCUUGAUUAUACCAAGAUAGAUGCUUGCCCAAAUGAUUAUUCAAUGAAAUGGCAUGCAUUGGAGGCUAAUAAAGAUGGUAUGAUGAGACAUCCUAGAGAUUCCGAGGCAUGGAAAACAUUUGACUUACGUCAUCCAGAAUUUGCUACGGAUUCUCGAAAUGCAAUUUUGAUGUGGACUAUUAGUGACUUUCCAGGACUUGGCACUUUAUCAGGAUGGAAUACAUACACUAAGCUUGCUUUCCCCACUUGUAACAAUGACACUGAUAGUUUUAGAUUAAAGAAUGUUGAGCAAAGAGAUACCCCUGCUACUUUGAUAGGAGAAGACAUCUUGAACCAACUAAAGGGAGCAAAUGUUACUUUUGGGAAAGUGUUAGAAUCUAAAGAAAAAGAUGGAGGAAAAAGAAAACGCAAGAAAAAAAUUGUUGAAGGACCGAGACAAUGGAGGAAGAAAAGUAUAUUUUUUGAUCUUCCUUAUUGGGAGUCCAAUUUGUUGCGCCAUGAUUUAGAUGUUAUGCACAUUGAAAAAAAUGUAUGUGAUAAUGAUGUAUACACUUUGCUCAAUGAAAUUGGGAAAUCAAAAGAUAAUCUUAAAGCUCGUGAGGAUCUUAAAUUAAUGGGUAUAAGGAAGGAUCUUUGGCCAUAUAGUAAUAAAAGAUUUUGCCCAUCUUUGUUUACAAUGUCAAAUUCAAAGAAAGAUGUAUUCCUACGAACUUUGAGGAAUACUAUUUUUCCUAAUGGAUACUCAAGUAACAUUUCUAGGUGCUUUGACAUAAACAAUCGAAAACUUUUUGGGAUGAAAAGCCACGAUUGUCAUAUUCUUAUGGAGCAAAUACUACCUAUUGCUAUACGAAAUGUCCUACCAGACAAUGUGAUUGCAGUGUUAGUAGAGUUUUGUUCAUUCUUUCGUCAAUUAUGUGCCAAGAGUUUAAGUCACUUGGAUCUCGAUAGACUCCAAUCUCGAAUCAUUCUCACUCUUUGUCACUUAGAAAUGUUAUUUCCUCCUUCAUUUUUUACAAUCAUGGUUCAUUUGACUUGUCAUCUUAUUGGUGAAGCAAAACUUGGAGGUCCAGUACACUAUCGUUGGAUGUAUCCUAUUGAAAGGUACUUAGGACACUUGAAAUCCUAUGUUAGGAAUAAGGCACAACCCGAAGGUUCUAUUGCUGAAGGAUACCUUGCGGAAGAGGUUCUCACAUUUUGCUCUCAAUAUAUAGAUGAGAUUGAGACUCGAAUCAGUAGACCUGCACGUAUUGAUGAUUAUCCUGAUGAAAGAGAUUCAUCCCACAGAUCUACAAUUUUUCCACCUAUAGGUAGGGCAGUAGGAGCAUUCUCAACCUUUGAUCUAUCAACCAUGGAGAAAACUCAAGCACAUCGAUAUGUGUUGUUAAAUUGUCCCCAAGUCAAACCUUAUAUUGAUGAAUUUAAGGAGUACUUACGGAUACGGUCUAAAAGGCGAAGGCAGUCAACAACAGAGAUAGAGAAAAUGAUUAGUAAAGAUUUCAUUGUUUGGUUUCCUCAAAGGAUUAUGAACCCCGACAUAUCAAAUAUAGUGUCAGAUGAUCUCAAGUAUCUUGCAAAAGGCCCAACAACACAAGCUAGAAGAUAUUCUGCAUUUAACAUUAAUGGAUUCAAAUUUCGAACCAUAGCACGAGAGCAUGGUUUGAAAACCCAAAAGAGUGGUGUUUAUUUAGCAUCUUCAACAUCAUGUGUUGCUAGUAGUGUCGAUACAAACUUUAGAGAAGCAAAUUUGUUAUAUUAUGGGAAAUUAGAAGAUACCAUUGAGCUUAACUACUAUGGUCGAUUUAAAGUUACCUUAUUCAGAUGUAAAUGGGUUGACACCACUAAGGAUAGAGGGUACAAAAAAGAUUCAUGGGGUUUUACUUCCGUUAAUUUUUCAAGAAGUAUUCACAUGGGUGAUCGUGAAGAACAUGAUCCGUACUUUGAGGCCUCACAAGCCCAAAUGGUCUAUUAUGUGAAUGAUGAGAUAGAUAAAGACUGGAGUGUUAAUGUCUAUUUGAAGCCAAGAGACUUAUAUGAUAUGGGAGAUCAAAUAGAUAUUGAAGUUUGUCCUGAGCAAAACCUAAAUCAAUUUUUUGGAGACUCUGAUCAUUUGUCUUUAAUAAGGGAGGAUGUAGAUGAUGAACUAAUAAGUGAGGGGCAUGUUAAUGAUGACAUUGAUGGAGAUGAACUUAUGGAAGAAUAA